Molecule: messenger RNA, 2437 nt
Organism: Rhagoletis zephyria (snowberry fruit fly)
Lineage: Eukaryota; Metazoa; Arthropoda; Insecta; Diptera; Tephritidae
Gene: Pp2A-29B
Product: Protein phosphatase PP2A regulatory subunit A
Biological process (GO): protein dephosphorylation
Cellular component (GO): protein phosphatase type 2A complex; cytoplasm; cytosol
Molecular function (GO): protein binding; protein phosphatase regulator activity
Source: RefSeq, a predicted model, not a curated record
ACGUUUUGCGGUACAAUGGCCGGCUCUAACCAUAAUUCCGAAAAAUCGAUAACAAUAAGAACAUCUCAUUCCUUCGUUCAUGCUUUCGGAGUUCGCACCUUCUUCGGGUUUACAUCAAUCGUGGGAAGUAUAUUAAUUUACGCGUAAGAAAAUUGAUCGGUAGCAGAAUUAAAAAAUUUAUUUUUGAAAGCUCAUAUGCUGUCAGUAACUGAAGCACAGUGAUUCACCAGAGUUUGUGUAAAAUAUAUAUAUAUAAAAUAUACCCUAAACACGCGAUUUAACGAAAGAGAAAAAUGGCAGCAAGCGACAAAUCUGUCGAUGACUCCCUUUACCCGAUCGCUGUACUAAUCGAUGAGCUGAAAAAUGAGGAUGUGCAGUUGCGGUUGAAUUCAAUUAAGAAAUUGUCGACUAUAGCUCUUGCUCUGGGAGAAGAACGUACACGUUCCGAGCUAAUUCCGUUUUUAACCGAAACAAUCUAUGACGAAGAUGAAGUUCUUUUGGCAUUGGCUGAUCAACUUGGCAAUUUUACAAGUUUGGUUGGUGGACCUGAGUAUGCUAUGUACUUAAUACCACCUCUGGAGAGCUUAGCAACAGUUGAAGAAACCGUAGUUCGUGAUAAAGCUGUAGAAUCAUUGCGUACCGUUGCAUCAGAGCACAGUGCUCAAGAUUUAGAAAUUCAUGUUGUACCAACAUUGCAACGUUUGGUUUCUGGUGAUUGGUUCACUUCACGUACCUCAGCUUGUGGCCUCUUCUCUGUUUGCUAUCCACGAGUUUCGCAACCAGUAAAGGCCGAAUUACGUGCAAAUUUCCGUAAAUUAUGUCAAGAUGAAACUCCGAUGGUACGUCGAGCUGCUGCAAGCAAGUUGGGGGAAUUCGCAAAAGUCGUAGAAAUUGAAUAUCUGAAGUCAGAUUUGAUUCCAAAUUUCGUGCAAUUAGCUCAGGACGAUCAGGACUCUGUUCGUUUGUUGGCAGUAGAAGCCUGUGUUAGUAUUGCCCAAUUGUUACCUCAAGAAGAUGUAGAACAUUUGGUUUUACCGACAUUACGUCAGUGCGCUAGUGAUUCGUCUUGGCGAGUGCGGUACAUGGUUGCUGAAAAAUUUGUUGAUUUGCAAAAGGCUGUUGGUCCUGAGAUCACUCGUGUCGAUUUGGUACCCGCAUUUCAGUAUUUGCUGAAGGAUGCUGAAGCUGAAGUACGUGCCGCUGUUGCUACAAAGGUGAAGGAUUUCUGCGCCAAUUUAGAUAAAACCAAUCAAGUUCAGAUUAUUAUGACAUCAAUAUUGCCAUAUGUGCGUGAUUUAGUAUCUGAUCCCAAUCCUCACGUGAAAUCAGCAUUGGCAUCAGUUAUUAUGGGUUUAAGUCCUAUGUUGGGCGCAUAUAAUACUGUCGAGCAUCUCUUACCCUUGUUCCUCAUACAACUAAAGGACGAAUGUCCUGAAGUUCGGUUGAAUAUUAUUUCAAAUCUAGAUUGCGUCAAUGAUGUAAUUGGUAUUCAGCAACUCUCACAGUCGUUAUUGCCAGCCAUUGUCGAACUUGCUGAAGACUCUAAAUGGCGUGUGCGUUUGGCAAUCAUUGAAUACAUGCCCGCGCUGGCUGGCCAACUAGGCCAGGAAUUUUUCGAUCAAAAGCUAAGAGGUUUGUGUAUGGGAUGGUUGAAUGAUCAUGUCUACGCGAUUCGAGAAGCCGCCACUCUCAACAUGAAAAAGCUAGUUGAGCAGUUCGGUGCACAAUGGGCCGAGCAAGCCAUUAUUCCUAUGAUUUUGGUCAUGUCACGUAAUAAGAACUAUUUGCACCGUAUGACGUGUCUAUUUUGCUUGAAUAUGCUCGCUGAAGUUUGUGGCACCGAUAUAACCACGAAAUUGCUGUUACCAACAGUACUUCUAUUAGCAACAGAUCCUGUAGCCAAUGUUCGAUUUAACGUUGCAAAAACAAUGCAGAAAAUUUCCCCGUUUCUUGAAGCUAGUGUUAUUGACUCACAAGUUAAACCUACAUUGGAAAAAUUAAAUGCAGAUCCUGAUGUCGAUGUAAAACAUUUUGCAUCAGAAGCCAUUGCAGGUAUCGCUGCAGCGUAAUCACUUAAAAUUCAACAUUUUCAUUUCAACUUUUUUAUCAUUUUUUAAAUUUAGCCGAAGUUAAAAAUGGCAAGGAUUAAAAAUGACCUGCUCAAAUUAAUCGAAAAAACUUAAAGCAUCAUCGGCAAGUCGUCAACCAUAAAGAGCUGGUGUAUUGCAAGAAAUCGCAGAAUAUCACUGUACAAAGUGAUUAAUGAGAAUUAAAUAAUAUAUUUAAGCAUUACAUCCAAUUAGAGUAAUACGGAUAGCACACAAUCUUGAUUAUUUAAUAUAUGCUUCAAUAAAUCAUCAGCUGUAAGCGGUAGUUCACUCAAAUACAUACAAUAAUACAAAUAAAAUUAACUUAACCUUGAUGUUAUUGAAUUUAA